AUGGCACACUUUCUCUUACCUCGGGGCACCAGUAGCUUCCGCAGGUUCACACGCGAGUCCCUGGCAGCCAUUGAGAAGCGCAUGGUGGAGAAACAAGCCAGGAGCUCGGCCACUUCACAGGAGAGCCGCGAGGGGCUACCUGACGAAGAAGUUCCCCGGCCCCAGCUGGAUUUGCAGGCUUCCAAGAAACUUCCAGAUCUCUACGGCAACCCACCCCGUGAGCUCAUCGGGGAGCCUCUGGAGGACCUGGACCCUUUCUAUAGCACCCAAAAGACCUUCAUCGUGUUGAAUAAAGGCAAGACCAUCUUCCGGUUUAGUGCAACCAAUGCGCUUUACGUCCUCAGCCCCUUCCACCCCAUCCGCCGUGCAGCCGUGAAGAUUCUAGUGCAUUCGCUUUUCAGCUUGCUCAUCAUGUGUACCAUCCUCACCAACUGCGUGUUCAUGGCGCAGCACGACCCUCCGCCCUGGACCAAGUAUGUCGAGUAUACCUUCACCGCCAUCUACACCUUCGAAUCUCUUGUGAAGAUCUUGGCACGGGGCUUCUGUCUGCACGCAUUCACUUUCCUGCGAGACCCUUGGAACUGGCUGGACUUCAGCGUCAUCGUGAUGGCAUACACAACUGAAUUUGUGGACCUGGGUAAUGUCUCAGCCUUACGCACCUUCCGAGUUCUUCGGGCCCUGAAAACUAUAUCGGUCAUUUCAGGCCUGAAGACCAUCGUGGGGGCGCUGAUCCAGUCGGUGAAGAAGCUGGCGGACGUGAUGGUGCUCACGGUGUUCUGCCUGAGCGUGUUCGCCCUCAUCGGCCUGCAGCUCUUCAUGGGGAACCUGAGGCACAAGUGCGUGCGCAACUUCACGCUGCUCAACGACACCAACGGCUCCGUGGAGGCCCAGGGCCAGGUGUGGCCGUCACUGGACCUCUACCUCAACAGCCCAGACAACUACCUGCUCAAGAAUGGCACCUCGGAUGUACUGUUGUGUGGGAACAGCUCCGAUGCCGGGACAAGUCCUGAGGGCUACCGGUGCCUGAAGGCCGGCGAGAACCCCGAUCACGGCUACACCAGCUUCGACUCCUUCGCCUGGGCCUUCCUCGCCCUCUUCCGCCUCAUGACGCAAGAUUGCUGGGAGCGUCUCUACCAGCAGACGCUGAGAUCGGCGGGGAAGAUCUACAUGAUCUUCUUCAUGCUCGUCAUCUUCCUGGGCUCCUUCUACCUGGUGAAUCUCAUCUUGGCUGUGGUGGCCAUGGCCAACGAAGAGCAAAACCAGGCCACCAUCGCCGAGACGGAGGAGAAGGAGAAGCGCUUCCAGGAGGCCAUGGAGCUGCUGAAGAAGGAGCAGGAGGCCCUCACCAUCCACGGCAUGGACUCUGCGUCCCGCAGUUCUGUGGAGGUGUCUGCCGUGGCCCCAGCGAGCCACCGUGAGAGAAGAAGCAGGCGGAGGAAACGGUUGUCUUCAGGGACAGAAGAAUGUGGGGAUGACAGGUUCCCCAAAUCCGAGUCUGAAGAUGGUCCCCGAGCCACAAAUCACUUGGGCCUCUCCCAAGGCCUCAGCCGGAUGUCGGUGAAGCCACGCUCCAGCCGGGGUAGCAUCUUCACCUUCCGGAGUCGAGACCUGGGCUCCGAGACAGACUUCGCUGACGAUGAGAACAGCACGGCGGGCGACAGCGAAAGCCACCGCACGUCCCUGCUGGUCCCCUGGCCCCUCCGCCGGCCCGGUGGUACCAGCCGCCACAGCCCGGGGCUGGCGGUGCCUCAGCUCCGGGCCACCGCGCUCAACGGCAAACGGAACAGCACCGUGGACUGCAAUGGCGUGGUCUCCUUGCUGGGGACGGGGGAUGGGGAAGCCACCUCCCCAGGGAGCCGCCUCCUGCGUCCCGCCGUCCUGGAGAGACCCCCCGGACACGGUGCCUUGGACACCCCCACUCCCCAGCCCUUCUCCUCUGGAAAAGAGCAUAAAGGUGAGAAAGAAUCCCAGCCUGUGUCCCAUAGCCCAGAGGCCUCUGCAGAGCCCAGGGCUUGGAGCCAGGCGUCCGAAACCACCACCUCCUCCUCCUCCGAGAUGGAGGACAAUGCGACCCAGGCAGACUGGCCACGGCGGUGGAAGACGGAGCCCCGGGUCCCAGGGCGCGGCGAGAACCCUGAGGACAGCUACUCAGAAGGGAGCACUGCAGACAUGACCAACACGGCAGAUCUCCUGGAACAGAUACCGGACCUUGGCGAGGAUGUCAAGGACCCCGAAGCCUGUUUCACCGAAGGCUGCAUCCGGCGCUGCCCCUGCUGCACGGUGGACAUCACCCAGUCCCCAGGGAAGGUCUGGUGGCGACUUCGGAAGACGUGCUACCGCAUCGUGGAGCACAGCUGGUUUGAGACGUUCAUCAUCUUCAUGAUCCUGCUCAGCAGUGGAGCGCUGGCCUUUGAGGACAUCUAUCUGGAGGAUCGGAAGACGAUCAAGGUCCUGCUGGAAUACGCCGACAAAAUGUUCACCUAUGUCUUCGUGUUGGAAAUGCUGCUCAAGUGGGUGGCCUACGGCUUCAAGAAGUAUUUCACCAACGCGUGGUGCUGGCUGGACUUUCUCAUCGUGGACGUCUCCUUGGUUAGCCUGGUAGCCAACACCCUGGGCUUUGCCGAGAUGGGUCCUAUCAAGUCGCUGAGGACGCUGCGUGCACUUCGACCCCUCAGGGCCUUGUCACGAUUUGAAGGGAUGAGGGUGGUGGUCAACGCGCUGGUGGGCGCCAUCCCCUCCAUCAUGAACGUUCUCCUGGUGUGCCUCAUCUUCUGGCUCAUCUUCAGUAUCAUGGGCGUGAACCUGUUCGCUGGCAAGUUCGGGCGGUGCAUCAACCAGACGGAGGGCGAUCUGCCUCUGAACUACACGCUGGUGAACAACAAGAGCGAGUGCGAGUCCUUCAACGUGACGGGCGAGCUGUACUGGACCAAGGUCAAAGUCAACUUCGACAACGUGGGGGCCGGGUACCUGGCCCUGCUACAGGUGGCAACCUUUAAAGGCUGGAUGGACAUCAUGUACGCAGCGGUGGACUCCAGAGGGUACGAAGAGCAGCCGCAGUGGGAAUACAACCUCUACAUGUACAUCUACUUCGUCGUCUUCAUCAUCUUCGGCUCCUUCUUCACCCUGAACCUCUUCAUCGGUGUCAUCAUCGACAACUUCAACCAGCAGAAGAAAAAGUUAGGAGGCCAAGACAUCUUCAUGACAGAGGAACAGAAGAAAUAUUACAAUGCCAUGAAAAAGCUGGGCUCCAAGAAACCCCAAAAGCCCAUUCCUCGGCCACUGAACAAGUACCAGGGCUUCAUCUUCGACAUCGUGACCAAGCAGGCCUUUGACGUCACCAUCAUGUUCCUCAUCUGCCUGAACAUGGUGACCAUGAUGGUGGAGACGGACGACCAGAGCCCCGAGAAGGUCAACAUCCUCGCCAAGAUCAACCUGCUCUUCGUGGCCAUCUACGGCGAGUGCUUCUUCAAGAUGGCCGCCCUGAGACACUACUACUUUACCAACAGCUGGAACAUCUUCGACUUCGUGGUGGUCAUCCUCUCCAUCGUGGGCACCGUGCUUUCUGACAUCAUCCAGAAGUAUUUCUUCUCGCCCACGCUGUUCCGCGUGAUCCGCCUGGCGCGCAUCGGCCGCAUCCUCCGGCUGAUCCGAGGCGCCAAGGGCAUCCGCACCUUGCUCUUCGCCCUGAUGAUGUCCCUCCCGGCCUCCUUCAACAUCGGCCUGCUGCUCUUCCUCGUCAUGUUCAUCUACUCCAUCUUCGGCAUGGCCAACUUCGCCUACGUCAAGUGGGAAGCCGGCAUCGACGACAUGUUCAACUUCCAGACGUUCGCCAACAGCAUGCUGUGCCUGUUCCAGAUCACCACGUGCGGCUGGGACGGCCUCCUGAGCCCCAUCCUCAACACGGGGCCUCCCUACUGCGACCCGGAUCUGCCCAGUAGCAAUGGCUCCCGGGGAAACUGCGGGAGCCCCGCCGUGGGCAUCCUCUUCUUCACCACCUACAUCAUCAUCAGCUUCCUCAUCGUGGUCAACAUGUACAUCGCCAUCAUCCUGGAGAACUUCAGCGUGGCCACCGAGGAGAGCACGGAGCCCCUGAGCGAGGACGACUUCGACAUGUUUUAUGAGAUCUGGGAGAAGUUCGACCCGGAGGCCACGCAGUUCAUCGAGUACGCGGCCCUGUCCGACUUUGCCGACGCCUUGUCCGAGCCCCUGCGCAUCGCCAAGCCCAACCAGAUCAGCCUGAUCCACAUGGACCUGCCCAUGGUGAGUGGAGACCGCAUCCACUGCAUGGACAUCCUCUUCGCCUUCACCAAGAGGGUGCUGGGGGAAUCUGGGGAGAUGGACGCCCUGAAGAUUCAGAUGGAGGAGAAGUUCAUGGCGGCCAACCCAUCCAAGAUCUCCUACGAACCCAUCACCACCACCUUGCGGCGCAAACACGAGGAGGUGUCAGCCACCAUCAUCCAGCGGGCUUUCCGGAGACACCUGUUGCAGCGCUCCGUGAAGCAUGCCUCCUUCCUCUUCCGACAGCAGACAGGCAGCAGCAGUGGCGGGGGCCUCUCCGAAGAGGACGCCCCAGAACGAGAAGGCCUCAUCGCCUACAGGAUGAACCAGAACUUCUCCCGGCCCGGUGGGGGUCCUCCCUCCAGCUCCUCCAUCUCCUCCACCUCCUUCCCUCCGUCCUAUGACAGCGUCACCAGGGCCACCAGCGACAACCUCCAAGUGAGGGUGUCGGACUACAGCCGGAGCGAAGACCUGGCGGAUUUCCCUCCGUCCCCGGAUAGGGACCGCGAAUCCAUCGUGUGA
Perognathus longimembris pacificus (Pacific pocket mouse) is the source of this 4800-nucleotide messenger RNA. RefSeq names its product sodium voltage-gated channel alpha subunit 5 (gene Scn5a). Gene Ontology annotation, cellular component: plasma membrane; voltage-gated sodium channel complex; axon. Gene Ontology annotation, biological process: neuronal action potential; regulation of atrial cardiac muscle cell membrane depolarization; membrane depolarization during action potential. Gene Ontology annotation, molecular function: voltage-gated sodium channel activity involved in cardiac muscle cell action potential. The record is from RefSeq and is a predicted model, not a curated record. Lineage: Eukaryota; Metazoa; Chordata; Mammalia; Rodentia; Heteromyidae.